Lampris incognitus (smalleye Pacific opah) is the source of this 5729-nucleotide messenger RNA. It is a transcript of the gene sack1hb, whose product is annotated as family with sequence similarity 83 member Hb. NCBI's taxonomy places the organism in Eukaryota, Metazoa, Chordata, Actinopteri, Lampriformes, Lampridae. Gene Ontology annotation, biological process: intermediate filament cytoskeleton organization; positive regulation of cell migration; protein localization to cytoskeleton. Gene Ontology annotation, molecular function: keratin filament binding. The record is from RefSeq and is a predicted model, not a curated record. Bases 319 to 4005 code for a protein of 1228 amino acids. Gene Ontology annotation, cellular component: keratin filament. The transcript is spliced from 8 exons.
GUCUCAGCGGCACGGCCGGAUUAAUCUAACCCCACCCCCCGACCAGGCAGCGUCCGGGCCGGAUCCACUGUCCGAGCCGUCGGCCAGGUUUUGAGGUGUUUUUUUUUUUAUUCAUUGGCGGAGUUUGUUUCCGACGAGAGGAUUAUGACACCCCGACGGGAGCGCUGACAGACCGGGAACAUCGGAGCACAGGGAGACCACUGACACUCCACAGACAGGACGAGGAAGCCGUCCCUGCAGAACCGGGGGUUGCAUUACCCCAACUCACCAUUCCUCAUCCUUGAGCCCUGACCUUUGACCACUGCCCCCUUUCCAACCAUGGCACACCGAUCUCAGAGUUCAUCAGUUGGUGAUAACCCCCUAGAUCCGAACUACCUGCCACCCCACUACCGCGAGGAGUAUCGUCUGGCUAUUGAUGCCCUGGUAGAGGAAGACCUACAGGGCUACUAUGAGUUCCUCCAAAGUGCGGACGUGGUUGAUUUCCUGGCACAGCCUGAAAUUGAACAUAUCAAGUCCACAAUCCAGGCACCCUACCAGGUCUCCAAUGCACCAGAGCUGACCUACCAUGAAAGAGCCAUGGAGGAGGACGGCUCCUCUGACACCUACUGGCCGGUGCACUCAGACCUGGCUGCCCCGGGGCUCGACCUGGGCUGGCCAAUGCAGCAGCACAGCUUCAUUGGUCCCACGGAGGUCACCACCCUGGUUAACCCCUCUGACCCAGACAUGCCCAGCAUCAAGGAACAAGCUCGGAGGCUCAUCAAAAAUGCACAUAAAGUUAUUGCUGUGGUAAUGGACAUGUUCACAGAUGUAGACAUUUUUUCGGACCUCCUGGAUGCAGCAGCUCGUCAUGUUCCCGUCUAUAUCCUGCUGGAUGAACAUAAUGCCCAUCACUUUGUCGCCAUGGUGACCAACUGCAGAGUCAAUUUAGACUUGGUUCAUACGAUGCGUGUCAGGACAGUCUCAGGAAUAACAUAUUUUUGCCGGACGGGGAAGUCAUUCAAGGGGCAGGUGAAAGACCGCUUCCUUUUGGCUGACUGCAGGGCAGUACUCAGUGGGAGCUACAGCUUCAUGUGGUCCUUUGAGAAGAUCCACCGCUGCAUUGCCCACCUUUUUCUGGGGGAGCUGGUCACCACGUUUGAUGAAGAGUUCCGCAUUCUCUUUGCUCAGUCACAGCCUCUCAUCAUUGACCAGUCUGUAGUGCCACUUGCCAGAUCGGAUACCAGCAGCACCAGCAGUUACCUAAGCAGCCAGUUUGGUUUAAAGAGAACCCAGUCACUGCUGAACCCCAGGAGUUUCCUCCGACAACCUGAACUUCCCUCUGCCCUCUCCUAUGGAGACUCUGAUCGUAAUGCAGCACUUCCGUUCAGGAGGAAUGACUUGUUUCGACACAGCAUGGAACCUGGGGCAGGAAUUACAAUUGGAAAGUAUUCACAGCAACAGUUCCGUUUACAACAGUCAUACCUGGAGCAGGGAAGGUCCAUCGUGUCCAGACAGAUGGAGAUGAGCUCUAGUGCCUUCAAGAGGCACAGCUAUGCAGAGGGAACCCAAGAGAGCUACUCUUCCUCUAGGCAAUAUAUGAAGCAGAGAGUCAUGAAUAAUCUGGAUGAGAUGGACUACCACAGGGAGCAGUCCCAAGAAGGCCAUUAUUUCCAUGAAGGGUCUAGACCUGGAUCUGGUCACGGACAUUAUGACAGACAUAGAGACCGAGUAAAACACCUUGCCAUAGAUCAGUAUUCAGACUCAAGCUUCCCAUCAGAGCCAGAACCCCUUCCUCCUGGACACUAUGGCCAAGACUACCUUUCAUCUGAUGACCUGAGGGGAACUGAAGGAUGCCAGGGACCACCCAUAGCAGGAAGGUAUGGUGGAGGUUCAUCACACAAGAGGCCAAGCAUCGGCCAAGCUUAUGUCUGUCAGAGCUCUCCCACGCAGCCACACCCUCCGGAAAAGCACGCUUUUCCCAAGCAAUCUGAUCAAGACCGGGAUCAGGACUCAAGUGUCAAACAGGGCCUGAGAAGUUGGAGGAUAAACUCCUAUCUCAGCACUUAUGAGGAUGGUGGAGAGGAAGGCCUGCCUCAACCUAUGGGGCCUGAUGCAUUUGAGGACCAACCAUCAUUUCAGCAACCAAAUGCUGCUGAAACCUCCGCACCCCGUUUUGGGAAAAUAGAGCAACCAAAUGUUCUGUCCAAACCAGAUAUUCUGAGACCACGCUAUGGGAAGCCCAUCAUACCUGAAAACAAACACUCUGCACAUACGAAAGCAACAAGGGAUCCAAUUUCCUCAGGCACGGACUUUAAGCCAUCGGUACUGGAUAAAGAGAGGGAAAGGGAGGCAGAGAGGGAGAGGGAGAGAGAGUGGGAGAGAGGAGGAACAAGGGAAGUGGGUGUGGAUGUUGAGGCUAAAGAGACUCCAGAGAUCACCCUUUCCAAACACGAAUCAUUCCGCACGCGUAUCAACCCACUUCUGCAGCGGAGCUCCCGUCUACGAUCCUCGCUGAUAUUCUCAUCUUCCAAAGUGGAGACACACAGUGGUGGCUUGGGCCUAAGGCCGGCUGCAGAGGAAGAUGAGCAGUCUGACCCUGUCCGCACCUCCUCCAUUGUAGCCCAGAUUUUGGAGAAGAGGAGGUCUAUGUCUCGUGAGCCUUUUGAAUGGAGGAAGAAGGCAGAGGAGAAGAGAGAGAAGGAGAAAGAGACUGACAAGGGAAAAGAAGAAACGCAAUUGAAAAAUGAGAGUCAAUCUAAAGAAGAACCUCAAAAAAUUAGCCAAGAGGUAAAGACUCCAAUAGAUGAAGAGACUCUUAGUGUUACCAAAGAGCCUCUCAAAACCCAGGAAACAUCAUCCCUGAACAUGAAUGAUCCCGCUAGUCGACUGCAGUAUUUUAAAGAUCUGGCUGCCAAGAGGAAACUCUCAAAGGUGGGGACAGAGUCAUCACUAAAAGGUGCAGAGCCAGCCGAAAAAAAGCCCGGUCUUUCCGAAAAGUCUCCUGCAAACACUAGCACAAUGACUCCUAAUGUCCCACCUGUCUCGACGUGCCCACCAGCACCUGAACCAAAGAAGUCUUCAAUCUCAUCAAAAUUGGGGGAGCUUACCCAGAGAUCUUCAUUUAGUGCAAACAAACCAUCUAUCACCGCUGAUAAGCCCUCAGUAACUGUGAAGCCUUCAGCGCAUGCGCCAACUCAGAAAGAGGAGAAUGUGACAGAGGUUUCGAAAAAAGAUCCCUUCAAGUCUCUGAAGCCCUUCCCUUCACCUAAAUUAUUCAAGAGGGAUCCAUUGAAGCUUAAAGGACUGAAUCCUCGCCGAAUCUCCUGCGGUGAGGAGAUUGUGACAACAGAUGCUACAGAUGCAGAAAAGAGUGAGCUGAAAAAGACACGCCCUCACAGUUCCUCAACCAUGACGAGUGCUGAGUCAAAGGAAAUGCUUCAUAAGCUCAUGGGCUCUAGUACCUCCAUCAACAUGCUAGGGGGUGAAGGGAAGAGUGAGGGUAAACCGCUCGAUUUCCUCAAGAAGCAAACGCAGAGGCUGAAGGGAUUCCUGGGGCCAAAGGAUAAAGAAAAGAAAUCUGCGACAGAAACAGAUGAUAAGAAUUUGAGCACUGUAAUGGGAGGAAAGCAGACUUCAUCUUCCAAAGACACAGGAUCCAUCAACACAGAUCAAUCCUCAGCCAAUCACAAAACAUCAGGAACAGCUACGAUGGGUUCAUCCCGGUACCAGACCUCCAGCAGCUCUGUUCUGUUCAGCAGCAACCUGCGAGAUGACACAAAGGUCAUUCUGGAACAGAUCUCAGCCAACAACCAGAAGACCCGAUUGGAGCGAGAGGAAACAGCAGGGGACAAAGAAAGUGAUGGAAGAGAGAAGGGGCUGGACAAACAGAACUCUUUACAGGGAAACAGAUUUCCACGACCUCAGGCUAACCCUCUGGAGAGGGAGGGGUUGUUGAAAAGGAUAGAGAGUAUGAGAAAGGAGAAGAAGGUCUACAGCCGCUUUGAGAUGGGAAAUACCCUGGGAUAGCCACAGAUGGAGACCUUUGUUCCGGAUGCCGUGUUUAUACGGGUUGAUCAAAAAGACCCAUUUCCCAUAUGUGCCAACAACACCGUCAAAGUACCUCAAUAGCUGUACACUGCAAUCUUGCUGGGUUUUCACGUAAAGAAAUAAAGCUUGAAAAGACAAACUAUAUAAAAGCUGAAGACAUUGAUGUUUUGGAGUCUGGAAUGUGCAUGUGUGCCAAGCCCUGGCACUAUUUUUGCCUUUUAUGGUGACUAUGUGGAAGAGAAGUGAAUCUGACUCCAUACUGGCUGCAUGGAGCAAUGCUUCAUCAACAGCAAUGGUAGGCCAACUGUCACUUAUAACUUUGGGUUUGUAUGAAUGUAUACCUGUGAGUGAAGAUGUUAAAGAAACAAAGAGGAGCAAGUGCAUCCCCUGUGAUGAAAGCAAAUCAACUCUCAACAGCCAAGAAACAACCCUGUACAUAACUGCAGAUGCUUAGUUCUCGUUCUAUGUAUCUACAUGUGUAUGCGUGUCCGUGACUUGUGAGGAAAUUGGUAAUGUUGAAAGUAUGCCUCUGUGGGUUUACGCUGUGCCAUUGGCCUGCUAUAGCCCUCACCAAAUCCAGAACUACUAUCAUUAACCAAACCAAAGAGAGCAAUGAAGAGGAGCCACAGAUAGGGUGAUGAAGGGAGAAAUGAAAUGGCAAGUUUGUAAAAUUAAAGAGGGUGAAGAGAGGAAAAACAGCAAGCAACUGGAAGACGUGUAAUGUUUUCCACUCGUGAGGAUUAGAAUUUCUAAUUCUAUCCAGUACUUUUGGAGGCAACGGUGGGAGUAUUUCCACAGAAAUUUGAGUCUGUGAUGAACUUUACCCACACGAGAGUGGAAUGUACCUUUCUAUUAGGUGUGGCCCCACUUCUCAGGACUUACUAUGUAAACCCAUCGUUCAGGGAAGGGCUAAGCCUGCUGGGGCACAGGAGCAGAGAAAAAAAGUAAAGGAAAAAAACUCAGAUUAUUAGCACUUGCCAUUAUUGUAUAGAUUAUGUAAUGGGAGAUGUGUAACAUCUGGCCCUGUAUCACUGCCUAGAACAACUUGUAUGACUGAAUAAUGAGCACUCAUCCGUCUUUCCUUAUGGGACUAUGUUAGGUCAGUCAUUGCCUGUACAGGAGAGGAGCGCAGGAUGGAUAGCUACAUUUCACAUUAGUGGAGCAGGGCUGUGCUUCCUUACAUAAGAUGAUACUUUUAAGACCUACACCUUUACAACAGGGUGGCUAACCUGUUUGUCUGUCUGCAAACAUUGUUCUACAAAAGCUCAGGCUAUCUUGUAUCAUUCCAAGCAUAGUUCAAUAGUGUGUCCCAUAUGUAGCUACUACAGGCCUACAAUGAACGAUAUGGACACUUUAGGAGUUCAAUAGUGUGUCCCAUAUGUAGCUACUACAGGCCUACAAUGAACGAUAUGGAUACUUUAGGAAUCAUCCUGUUUCUACAAAGGUUGUUAUUGUACAUAUUUAAAUAAAUAAAGGGCUGGACAAUAAUUACUCUUAACAAGUUAUAAUCACCUUCACUGUGUUCUCAAAGUGCCUUGUAGUAUCAAUUCUAAACUUCUGUACGACCAUUUGAUCUCUGCAAUAAAAUGAAUUGGCACUAAAGGGAAUUUGUCGCAGGGAAAUGUUUUCUUUUUAAAUCUUGGACUCUGUUGUAUUUUAUAAUGUUACGCUGUAAAGAUUUGUCUGAUAUUAAAUCUCUUCAG